GCAGAAAAAAAGCAGGAGAAAAGAAAGCGCUCGUGUUUAUAUUAAUAAAGGUCGUUUCCAGGAAGCGAUGCGAGCUAAAUUUGCAGCUUUGCAGGGCGUCACUUGUCGGUGAUGGAAGCUGCUCUGCGGUUGUAUAAACUCAUAAACGCUCCUCCUCCUGGAUGUAGAAACAGGUUGGAGAGGAACACAAGAGGAGAGGAGAACCUGAAGACCUGACCGAGGAGAAACAGCAUACUGCUCAAGGAAAAUGGAGGCCCAAGUGUCCAAGGUGGUGCUGUCUUUGGACGCGAAAGAGGUGGACUCGUUCAAAGACGGAGUGAGCUUCAAGAAAAACCCAGAAGACGGGAGGUGUUACAUCAUCUACAAGAGCAGCGGCGGCUUCAAAGCCUGCAAGAAUCAGUGCAAACACCAAGGAGGGCUGUUCAUCAAGGACAUCGAAGACCUGGACGGCAGGACGGUGAAAUGCACCAAGCACAACUGGAAGCUAAAUGUGUCAUCGAUGAAAUAUGUGAACCCGCCCGACAGCUUCCUGCAGGACGAGCUGGAAGUUGAAAUGUUGGAUGAUGGAGGCAUGCAGCUGGUCGAGCUGAGCCCCAUCGACCCCUGGCUGGCUGACCCCAGAGAACCUCUGGAGCUCCAGGAGGGAGAAGUUAAAAUAACAUACCUCACCCACGCCUGCAUGGAGCUGCAGCUGGGACCGAAGCGCUUCCUGUUUGACCCCUGGCUGCAGGGCCCCGCCUUCGCUCGAGGCUGGUGGCUUCUCCACGAGCCGCCGGCAGACUGCCUGGACCGACUCUGUGCUGCAGAUCUCAUCUACAUCAGCCACCUGCACUCCGACCACCUCAGUUAUCCCACUCUGAAGGUUUUGUCAGAACGGAGGCCAGAUGUUCCCAUAUACGUUGGUGACACAUCCAGACCAGUCUUCUGGAAUUUGGAGCAAAGCAAAGUCAAGCUGACCAAUAUCAGAGUCACUCCUUUUGGUGUCUGGCAAAAUGUUGAUGAUAACCUAAGGUUUAUGAUUCUGAUGGACGGUGUUCACCCUGAAAUGGACACCUGCAUCAUUGUUGACUAUAAGGGUCACAUGAUCCUGAACACGGUGGACUGCACCAGGCCAAAUGGGGGCAGACUACCAGAAAAAGUGGACCUGAUGAUGAGUGAUUUUGCUGGUGGUGCAUCUGGAUUCCCCAUGACAUUUCACGGAGGGAAAUACAGCGACUCGUGGAAGGCACAGUUCAUCAAGAACGAAAGGACGAAGCUACUGAACUACAAAGCCACGCUGGUCAAAUCCCUGCAGCCGAGGAUCUACUGUCCCUUCGCUGGAUAUUUUGUGGAAGCUCAUCCAUCAGACAAGUACAUUAAGGAUACAAACAUCAAAAACAGAGCAGAAGACCUCAACGCACUCAUCAAUCAGCUUUCACCGGACACCAAGACGUGGACUCCCAAACCCGGCGCUGUGCUGGACCUUGGCCUCGCACUGAAAGACCCCACAAGCAGUGAGGCCAUUACUGAUCCUCCAGCCAACGCCAAAAUCUACAAGGACAGCUGGGAGUUUGACUUGUAUGUGGAUGAGCUCAACAGCGCCAUCAGCAGUGAGAUAUUCAAGCAUGAGAGCUGGAUCCAGUUUUAUUAUUGCUGGGCAGGCUUUCAAAACUACAACCUGGUGGUGCGGAUGAUCGAAACAGAUGACAGCUUUGAACCAGUGAGCAAUGGCUAUGACUACCUGGUGGACUUUUUGGAUUUGUCAUUUCCUUCCACAAGACCAGAGAGAGAGCACUCCUACAUUGAGGUUAAAAACAGAAUCGGCGUGAUGAGGUACGUGGUUCUGCACGGCGGCCUCUGGGACGACCUGUACAUCGGCUUUCAGAACCGCAUCAGCCGAGAUCCCGACAUCUACCACCACAAGUUCUGGAACCACUUCCAGACCCAGUUACCUCUUCACAGACCAGACUGGGACCAGUUUCUGCAGCAGGUCCCUCCCAUCCAGGGGAUGAAUUGGAACUGUUCCAUUUUAUAGAUUUGGAAGGAGGAGAUGUGAAGGAAAUGAAGUCUCAUGGAAGUCGUCUUCCCAAUGGAAAUUCACUGUGUGGAAUUGUUUUUAUCAUUAUUUUCUUACUUAUUCAGUUAGAAAUGACUUAGAUAUAUUUAUGCUUGAAAUCAAAAUGCAAUGCAUCAACUGCGUUCCAUGCAGAAAGACACCAGGCCAGGAAUCGAACCCAAGGCAACAGUGCUACCAACUGUGCCACUGUGAAACCCUCGCUGAGUUGAAGGUGAUGUUUGUAUGGUGUAACAGUAGAUCAGGCAAAACCUGUCCUGGUUCAGGCGAGUCGGGAAUAUCGACGUUAUUUCUCAAUGCCACAGUAAUCAGAGGGAAGUUUUAGAGAUAUGUGACUUUAUUUAACUCAAACGUUUGCAUAUCUUUUGUCAAAUUGCCGUUUACAACGAUUUGAAAUUCCUCGCCAUGUUUUCAACACACUACACACCCAUUUUGGUAAAACCAAACUGGACUGUGCGACAGUUGGACUCUCACGUUGUUUAUGCUUACCUAUAAUGGUUCAAACAGAUGAACGUGGCGCCUUAAGGCCCUGGACUUCUGGGCCCGACCGGCGUUUGAGGUCUUAAAUGCUCCCGCAGCUGUGCCUUAAAAAGCCAUGGCAAGAUCAGACUUGUCUGAAAUUUUUAAUCAACAUAGUAAUCCUAUGGCAUACAAAUCUUCUCUCAUUAUUUUGAUAAUUAGUAAAAAGAUUGUCCUAAUUUGAACUGGCCGAAAAAAAACAGGAACAUUUCAUCCUAUUUAAGCUAAUAUAGUCAAGAAAAAUAGGUUGUCUUUUUCUUUUUUAGACUGUGCUUGACUUGUUGAAUGUACUCUAAUAAUAAUAAUUGUAUAAGCCCUUUAUAUCUCAAAGGGCUCAUUCAUACCCUGGUGAGGUGAGCUGCUGGUUUGUAGCGACAGCUGCUCUAGGACGUUCUGACAGAAGGGGAAUUUUGCGCCAUCUGCAAAAAAAAAGGUGAUGAAGCGUUUUGCCUGAGGACGAGCAAACUGGGAAUCAAACCAGCAAUCUACUGAUUACACAGACCAAACUCCUGUUACCGUCACCACCAUUGGUUCCUCGUUUGUAUUUCUUUAUGCUUUCAGGAAAUAAAUCAACUUGAAUCCAGA
Messenger RNA from Poeciliopsis prolifica (blackstripe livebearer), 3157 nucleotides. RefSeq names its product cytidine monophospho-N-acetylneuraminic acid hydroxylase (gene cmah). NCBI's taxonomy places the organism in Eukaryota, Metazoa, Chordata, Actinopteri, Cyprinodontiformes, Poeciliidae. Gene Ontology annotation, molecular function: 2 iron, 2 sulfur cluster binding. The record is from RefSeq and is a predicted model, not a curated record. The transcript is spliced from 15 exons. Bases 248 to 2014 code for a protein of 588 amino acids.